AUGGAUCUUCAUCUCUUACUUCACUUGCUCACCAUUUCCUUCAUUCUGUUGCUUCUGAAGUUAGGGCAAAAAUUCAGAACCAAGAAAUGUUACAAAACAUCCCGGCUUCCUCCAGGGCCACGGAAACUACCUUUCAUCGGAAACUUGCAUCAGGUUGUUGGCCGGCUACCCCACCGGAUAUUGGCCGAUCUGGCCAAGAAAUAUGGACCAAUUAUGCAUCUUCAAUUGGGUGAAGUUCCAACCCUCAUUGUUUCCUCCCCAGAGAUUGCGAAAGAGAUCAUGCAAACCCAUGAUAUCAACUUUUCCACUAGACCUCCAAUUAUGGUAACAGAAAUAAUGACUUACAACUCAACCAGCGUUUCUUUUUCUCCCUACGGAGAUUACUGGAGACAGCUGCGUAAAAUCUGCACGUCGGAACUUUUGAGUCUAAGUCGGGUCCAGUCAUUCCGGCCCCUGAGGGAGGAGGACACGUCGAAUUUGAGCUUAUGGAUCGCAAGCAAUGUUGGUUCGCCUGUAAAUAUGACCAGGAUGUUUCAUUCAUCCAUUUAUACCACUUCUUCCAGGGCGACUUUCGGGGAUAAAAGCCCGCAAUUGGAAACAUUCAUUUACACCAUCAAUGAGUUCGUUAAACUCGCAUCAGGAUUUAACAUUGCUGAUGCUUACCCUUCUAUCAAGUUGCUUCAUGUGAUUAGCGGGAUGAAGACGAAAUUGAAGCAUUAUCAUAAGAUCACUGAUGGAAUACUCGAUAACAUCAUUAAAGAGCGCAGGAAAAGCGUUGCUGGAAAGAGUAGCCCUGAUCAUCAAGGCCACAAAGAUCUUGUUGAUGUUCUUUUGCAAUUUCACCAAGACCAAAACCCUGAAUUUUCCCUGACCGAUGACAAUAUCAAAGCGGUUCUUCUGGACGUUUUUGUUGCUGGAGGUGGGACAGCUGCAAAGACUCUAACUUGGGCAAUGACAGAAUUAGUGAGGCAUCCAAGAGUCAUGGAGAAAACACAACAAGAAGUAAGAGAAGUCUUUAGUGAUAAAGGAUAUGUGGAUGAAGAAUGCUUGGACAAACUCAAGUACUUAAAGUUAGUCAUCAAAGAGACAUUAAGGUUACAUCCACCAGGGCCUCUAUUGCUUCCUAGGAUAAACAAGGAGAAAUGCGUAAUCAACGGGUACGAAAUUCCGGCGAAAACCAAAGUCGUCGUGAAUGCAUUUGCAAUCAACCGACACCCUUCCCAUUGGAAAGAUGCGGAAGUGUUUUGCCCGGAGAGAUUUAUUGAUAGCUCGAUUAAUUAUAAGGGGACGAAUUUCGAGUAUAUUCCGUUUGGUGCUGGAAGAAGAAUGUGUCCCGGAGUUCAUUUUGCGUUGGCAAAUAUGGAUCUCACGCUGGCGAAGAUUCUGUUUCACUUUGACUGGAAAUUGCCAAAUGGAAUGAAACCCGAAGAUGUGGAUAUGACGGAAAACUUUGGGCUUGCAUUGGCCAAGAAACAUGACCUCUUUCUGAUUCCAGUUGUUAGAAAUCCUCUACCUACACCAGCUUGA
Messenger RNA from Oldenlandia corymbosa var. corymbosa, 1527 nucleotides. NCBI's taxonomy places the organism in Eukaryota, Viridiplantae, Streptophyta, Magnoliopsida, Gentianales, Rubiaceae. The record is from the annotation of a GenBank genome assembly.